AUGGACUUUGACGUCGUCCCAUACGAAGAUAUUGUCUGGGGAGAACGAAUUGGCGGAGGGAGCUUUGGAUCUGUAUUCAAAGGACAAUACUUGGGAAUCGACAUUGCAAUCAAGGAGAUCCACCCCUCAACACAGUACGAUGUACACAAGUACUUUGAGCGCGAGUGGCGUAUCCUGCGAGAAUGUCGCCACCCAAACAUUGUCCUGUUUGUCGGUCUGAGCAAAGAGCCUGGAGUCGACGGCCGAGUCUUCAUUGUGUCCGAGUACAUUCCACGCGGCAACCUGCGAACGUUUAUUCGCUCCGGAUGUGCAUUCCCUUGGCGUCUAAGGAUCUCGUUUGCGACCGAUAUUGCCCGCGCAGUCGCAUACCUGCACGCCAGACAGUGUAUCCACCGUGACCUCAAGGGCGAGAACUUGGUUAUUACGAGCAACGACCGCAUCAAGGUCGCCGACUUUGGGUUUGCACGUAUCACGGGCCGCAACGACGAGGAAAUGAAGCACAUGACGUACUGUGGGACAGACGGCUACAUGUCACCUGAGAUUCUCAUGGGGGAAGAAUUCGACCUCCCGACAGACGUCUACUCGCUUGGCAUCAUCUUUAUGGAGAUCCUGACCCGCAUCUUGGUGGGCUCCAAGGUCUACUCGCGGCAGGCACCACACUUCGUCCCAGAUCCCAAGAUUGUGCGUCAACGUGCCUCCCCCGGCUGUCCUCGGGCGUUUAUCGACCUGGCUAUCGCCUGCUGUAGCCUGUGUUCUGCCGACAGACCCAGCAUGCCUGAGGUUCUUGCCAAGCUGCGGGCCAUUGAGCUUGCGCUGCCCGAGAUCGACACCAGCGAGCACGUUGGUUCCCUCCGACUCCGUCGCGAGGGCCCGCGCGCAUUACCCGUCUUUGACCGUUCCAUGUCCGUGGGAUCCGAGGUUGCCGCUGCCGCCGUCGAUGCACAGCUCGGCGGUCUCGACGACGAGGAGAUGGAAGAGGAGAUGCUCGAGGAAGUCGUCCUGGACGCCCUGGUAAACGCCGACGUCCAAGUCGGUCCAGUGUCCGGUGCUGUUCGCCCGCACCGUGGCGCAAGCUACUUUACCCAGUGGAGCGACGACACCCCUGGCAGCCAGUACAUGGAAGCGACGGAAAUGCAGAGCCACCACAUGUUGCUCGGCAGCGAGAUAUUUGCGGGUCCAUCCUCUGGCGUCAUCCAGCGCGCCACAAUCAUCAAUGUUGCGUCAAUGCGGCGUACCAGUAUGCCCUGCUCAUACCCUCCUUCGCCACCAUAUGACAACUCGUCUGAUGAGGGAUCAGUAUGUACCAUCAAGGAGGACAAGGUUGAAAAGGUCCGCGGCGAACCGGAGGCCGGACCAUUCGUACCUCAGGUCGAGGUAACCGACAUGGACGAGAGUGUGGCCACGACAGCACCACAACCCUCACCACCAUCUACCGAGUCACUUCCUAGGCCAUCAACCGACACCAUCACUCCCAUCACUGCUUUCCUCGUACCGAGGAACAGGGUCUCAAGUGAUGGCAGCUCGAGUGGACCCAGUGACGCUUCCACAGGACCCAGUGAGGGUGCCUCUUCCAGUGGCAGCGACGUUGCCGUUCCUUCUGCUUGUCCUUCCCCAUCAAUCCCCCGCCGGACCUCCAACUCGGGACGCCACCGGUUCACCCUCGUCCACCGUGACCCACCAGCUUUGUCAAACAGCAAACGCAUCCCUUCAUCACUCGCAGCCAACCUCGCCAGAGCGUUCCUCCCACGCACCCUCACGGGCCCCAGGGACAAGUGUCCCGUGUGCUGCAAGCGUCUCGGGCCACGGGCAGCGUUGCAGUGCGACGACUGUGGGAUUCUUGUCCACGCCAAAUGUUCCGCGGACGCAUCGCGCAACUGCACGACGGAUAUCAGCAUUGACGAAUGA
Molecule: messenger RNA, 1905 nt
Organism: Apiotrichum porosum
Lineage: Eukaryota; Fungi; Basidiomycota; Tremellomycetes; Trichosporonales; Trichosporonaceae
Exons: 9
Coding region: 1-1905 (634 amino acids)
Biological process (GO): protein phosphorylation
Molecular function (GO): protein kinase activity; ATP binding
Source: RefSeq, a predicted model, not a curated record